AUGUCCGAAGUCUCAAGCCGCCAAAAGGCGACAGCUGGGCCUUUCUCGCAGGUAAUCGCAGUCUCGCAAGAUGCCAUCAACACCGCCCUCCUUUUCCUCUUUCAGAAGCAUAAGGAGCUGCAGAAAAUCGUGGUUAAAGAUCCAAAUAACGGGGAACUGGACGCGCAGAUGAGCACAGCGAAGGUGAUGUUUCCUGUGACAGGCCAGAAUUACAGCACUGUAGUCUACCACUGUUUCUUCAAGUCGGGCACAUUGAAGCUGAAAACUAACAACGGGUUCGGCCCCCCUAUCAAAGUUGACGGAUGGGUCUUUGCCUUUGAAGUAGACCUUGCCAAACUGGCUGUCACAGAGGGUACCGAGCUGAGUGAAAUCAAGCAGAAGUUAAACCAACCGGGAGACUACUCCAUUAGCCGAUUAUACAUGGAUUUCACGAAGCAUAAAUGGGCCAACGGGGAAAGAACGAAGUUUCUGGUGCUCAUGCUAUCAUGGGGAGAGUCAUCCACGAUGACAGACGCAAAAAAGACUACAGUGGGGUACGCUUUGGAGACCAAAAAACCCGAAACUGUCAAUAAACCUGCGCCAACUUUCCCUCCAACAGCUCUGAGACACCAAAUCUACAAAUAUAUGGCUCCAGGUGCCUUAAAGCCCGAAGAGGGAUUGGACAAAGGGAAGAAUGCGCUUCUCUAUGUGGAGAUGACGCAGAAUAGGCCGUGGCCACAGGACACACCGUUGUCGUAUUCGGGCAAUUUUAUCAUCAACAACAUGAAAGCUACAGCGUGCAUCUCCCCACAGGUAUUUUUUGACUCGUAUCUGUUGCGGAAUGUACCCCCUAAAGCGCAAACCGAUGUCCCCGGCCUGCUGCAACAAUUCAACCGCUGGUUGUAUUUUUUCUUGGGAAAUUUUGACGUAUACUGGAACUCAAAUGACAACCAAUGGCAUUUGAGGUUUUCCUUCUUUAUCGGGCCCACAGACUUCAAAAAAAACCAGUACCCCUUUGAGGAAGUCUUGAGGGAUCCCAAUUUCUUCGCAUUCCACCGGAAAUCAGACACACAAUGGGAAUUCCGUAAGGAACUCAUUCCUCAUGAUACGAAAGGAAGUGGAGACCACUAUGCAACCAGUGAAGGAAAUGCGACCACCGUCAACACAGUCACAAUCCACCCUGGCAGCAACAAAAUCACACUAUCUGGGAAGUCCUAUAUGUAUAUGAAGUUUUAUGGCAAGAACCGUAAGAGCUGGUUCCAGCAUAAAGGCGGGGUUGUGUUGACCUGGAACACAAGUGCGGAGCUCAAGUCAGUCCACCAAGGAGGGCUUGAGAUCCAGCUCAAUGUCCCCAGUGAGAGCUCGAAAUGGGUGUCAACUAAAUUUCUAGAAAAUCCCGAGACAUUUGACAGCUCGCUGAUGGAGUCUGUCUCUGUCGGUAUAGACUGGAAACCGAUCAAGAAAAUUAAAGAAGCCGUCGACGAUGCCGUGAAGAAUCUUAACUUUAAACCGCUCUCACAUGACUUAAAGAGUGCGCUCGGGAGCACUUCGAGGUAUGUUUUGUCAGGUGGGCGGAAUUUCCUUUAUAAGGACCCGAUUUUUGGCAACAAGGGUGACAUGCUGGUUGAGGCUCAGUAUGAUGGCGUGCAGUCUACGGAUAGUGCGGCCGGGGGGUAUUUUGAUACCGAAUGA
Messenger RNA from Penicillium arizonense, 1671 nucleotides. RefSeq lists its product as uncharacterized. Gene Ontology annotation, molecular function: oxidoreductase activity. NCBI's taxonomy places the organism in Eukaryota, Fungi, Ascomycota, Eurotiomycetes, Eurotiales, Aspergillaceae. The record is from RefSeq and is a predicted model, not a curated record. The transcript has 6 exons. The coding region runs from base 1 to 1671 and encodes 556 amino acids.